AUGCUAGCAGACUAUGAGAAAGUCCAUGGGUUCCAUGGGUACAUGGGUCAAAUUCUGGCUACCCAUACCCAUACCCAUGACCCAAAUGGGUUACUCACACCCAUGCAAUGCACUAUCUGGCCACCAGUCAGGGAAGCUGUUCAAUCCCAGAUCAAUUUCCUCUCGACUUGGAUGCUAGACAUCAUUGCCCAAGACAUCACCAGCACACUGCAGCCCAGCACUGAGCUGUAUGGUAGCAGCAUCCUCCACCCAGACAAGAUCUACAAGUGUGAGGGGAGCUGUGGUCACCUCCAUGUCAUUAGAGGCUGUGAUGAGGAUGCUCUUGACAUCAUCAACCAUGACUUGGACAAGAUCAGGGAAUACAGAUGGCUUGCCCAGGAAUGGGUGCCUACCCUCCAAGAUGGAGGUCAGCUCAGGGUAAUCCAACUGUGUGAUGGUGGUGACAACUAUGUGAAUGAGGACUGCUUUGCCCAUGAUGGAGGCACACAUGCCCAGUGGACCACUGCAGCACUGCAAGAUUUUGUCCUGAUGACUCUCCAGCAUGUCAUAGACAGCAAGACACUCCUGCUUAGGAUGGUUGAAGAGAGCUCGUUGGAGCAGUACACCCAUGUUGACAUCAGAGUCAUGCCUGGUGCAGAUGGCAAGCUGGCUUGGUUUGUCAACAAGAUAAAAUGGGGUGUCAGUGCAACUGUGUUUCUCAAUGCUGAUCCUGAUCUCACCUGCCCGAUGAUCAAUGAGGCAGUAGACUCAAUACUCACACUUGCUGGGGAGUGGGCCAUGCAUGGCAAUACAAUCCCAGUUGUAUUGUCUAUGUCUUUUGUCUUCUGGCUCAUGAAAUAA
Molecule: messenger RNA, 840 nt
Organism: Fomitopsis serialis
Lineage: Eukaryota; Fungi; Basidiomycota; Agaricomycetes; Polyporales; Fomitopsidaceae
Exons: 3
Coding region: 1-840 (279 amino acids)
Source: RefSeq, a predicted model, not a curated record